This is a messenger RNA of Rhagoletis zephyria (snowberry fruit fly), 625 nucleotides long. Its product is annotated as nuclear cap-binding protein subunit 2. Gene Ontology annotation, biological process: mRNA cis splicing, via spliceosome. The record is from RefSeq and is a predicted model, not a curated record. Lineage: Eukaryota; Metazoa; Arthropoda; Insecta; Diptera; Tephritidae. Gene Ontology annotation, molecular function: RNA cap binding. Gene Ontology annotation, cellular component: nuclear cap binding complex.
UUGUUUUCUCGAAGCCGCUUUUGCACGAUCGUAAACAAAUAAAUUUUUCAUUAAAUAUUUAUUUAAACCAUUAAAUAUGUCGGCGGGGUCAGUAGAUUUGAGUUCAUAUCGAGAUCAACACUUCAAGGGCUCGCGCACGGAUCAAGAGCGCUCGCUGCGUGAAUCUUGCACAUUAUAUGUGGGAAAUCUUUCAUUUUAUACAACAGAGGAGCAAAUUCAUGAAUUAUUUUCACGUUGCGGAGAAGUACGACGUAUUGUAAUGGGUUUAGAUAAAUACAAGAAAACUCCUUGUGGAUUUUGUUUUGUCGAAUACUAUAUGCGGACUGAUGCAGAAAUGGCAAUGAGAUACGUCAACGGAACUCGUUUAGAUGAUCGCCUCAUCCGUGUUGACUGGGAUGCUGGCUUUAUAGAAGGACGGCAGUAUGGUCGUGGCAAAACUGGUGGCCAAGUACGCGACGAAUAUCGGACAGACUACGAUGCCGGCCGAGGAGGUUAUGGAAAGUUGCUGCAGCAAAAAAUUGCGCCAAAUACAGACAAUCGUUGAAUUCGUUUUUUUUUUUUUUUAAUCAUAGCUUAGAAUUUAUACAUAAAUAUAAAAAAUGAAAACAAAAACUUAUAACUCGGU